Camelina sativa (false flax) is the source of this 3417-nucleotide messenger RNA. Its product is annotated as 5'-3' exoribonuclease 2. Gene Ontology annotation, cellular component: nucleus. Gene Ontology annotation, molecular function: 5'-3' RNA exonuclease activity; zinc ion binding; RNA binding. Lineage: Eukaryota; Viridiplantae; Streptophyta; Magnoliopsida; Brassicales; Brassicaceae. Gene Ontology annotation, biological process: nuclear-transcribed mRNA catabolic process. The record is from RefSeq and is a predicted model, not a curated record.
AUUCCUCCCCUGGCUGACCUAAAGGAGCGUCGUUCCCGUUCACUCCAGCCGCAGCACCAUUGUGGCUAAGGUCACAAUCUCUUUCUAGUUCUUCAGGAAAUUUGUUUCCGAUGGGUGUACCGUCGUUCUACAAAUGGUUAAUUGAAAGGUAUCCGUUGAUUCUACAAGAAGUCAUUGAAGAAGAACCACUCGAGGUUAAUGGCGGCGUCACGAUCCCAGUCGAUACAAGCAAACCAAAUCCUAAUGGUUACGAGUAUGACAAUCUCUAUCUCGACAUGAACGGAAUCAUCCAUCCAUGUUUCCAUCCUGAAGACAAGCCUUCUCCUACUACGUUUACGCAAGUGUUUCAAUGUAUGUUCGAUUACAUUGAUAGGCUUUUUGUGAUGGUUCGGCCUCGGAAGCUCUUAUUCAUGGCUAUCGAUGGUGUUGCUCCAAGGGCUAAAAUGAAUCAGCAGAGAGCUAGGCGGUUUAGAGCAGCAAAAGAUGCAGCUGAAGCAGCAGCUGAAGAAGAGCAGCUGCGGCAAGAGUUUGAGAGAGAAGGGAAGAAGUUGCCUCGUAAAGUGGAUUCUCAAGUUUUUGACUCUAAUGUUAUAACUCCUGGAACAGAGUUCAUGUCUACCCUGUCGUUUGCGUUGCGAUACUACAUUCACAUUCGACUAAAUUCUGAUCCUGGAUGGAAAAAUAUUAAGGUUAUACUCUCGGAUGCUAAUGUUCCUGGUGAGGGGGAACACAAGAUCAUGUCAUACAUACGUUGUAAUAAGAACCAUCCUGGUUAUAACCCAAACACUCAUCAUUGUCUAUACGGUUUGGACGCUGAUCUGAUCAUGCUGUCUUUGGCCACCCACGAAAUUCAUUUUUCAAUCCUUCGUGAGGUUGUUUUCUUUCCUGGAGAGCAAGACAAAUGCUUCUUGUGUGGUCAGAUGGGGCACCGAGCAGCAGAUUGUGAGGGCAAGAUAAAGAGGAAGGCAGGAGAAAUGCUUGAUAACACCGAGCCAGAUGUUGCGGUGAAAAAGCCAUAUGAGUUUGUCAAUAUUUGGAUACUUCGAGAGUAUUUGGAACACGACAUGCAGAAACCAAACAAGCGAUCGAAAAAAAAUUUGGACCGCUUGAUUGAUGACUUCAUCUUCAUCUGUUUUUUCGUUGGGAAUGAUUUCCUGCCACAUAUGCCUACGCUAGAAAUACGAGAGGGUGCUAUAGAAUUGCUGAUGUCCGUGUAUAGGAGUCGCUUCAGUUCAGCAAAAAAAUACUUAACGGAUGCAAGCAAGCUGAACUUAAGUAAUGUGGAGCGUUUCAUCCAGGCCGUUGGGAUGUAUGAAAAUAAAAUAUUUCUGAAAAGAGAGCUAGUACAUCAGAGGCAAUCAGAAAGGUUUUGUCGUGACAAAGCUCGUAACAGUGCUCAAGCAAGCAGACAAAUCUCUGGCAAGUUGGUGCAAUUAGAUUCUGUAGAUGAAGUGUCUGAUUCAUUGCAUUCCUCACCACCAAAAAAAUAUUUGCGUCUGUCUUCGGAUGAUAACAUUGGUGUGACGAAUGUUAAAACAGAAAAUAGCAUCAAAACAGAAGAACUAGAUAACGGAGAAGACUUAAAGUUUAAGCUUAAGAAACUGUUGCGGAACAAAGCUGAUGUGUUCAGCUCAGGAAAUGGAGAACAAGAUAAGGUUAGGCUAGGUGUAUCAGGAUGGAGGGAGAGAUACUACGAAGAGAAAUUCACAGCUAAGUCUGUUGAGGAAAUGGAACAAAUACGUAGAGAUGUUGUUUUGAAGUAUACAGAAGGUCUUUGUUGGAUAAUGCAUAAUUAUUAUCAUGGUGUUUGUUCCUGGAAAUGGUUUUAUCCAUAUCAUUAUGCACCUUUCGCAUCAGAUCUCAAGGGCCUUGAUAGGCUAGAUAUCAAGUUUGAACUAGGUUCCCCGUUUAAACCUUUCAAUCAGCUUUUGUCUGUUCUUCCAUCUGCAAGUGCACAUGCACUCCCAGAGUGCUAUAGGACAUUAAUGACAGAUCCAGACUCUGCUAUAGCUGAUUUUUAUCCUGUCGAUUUUGAGAUUGAUAUGAAUGGAAAACGCUAUUCGUGGCAGGGUAUAGCGAAACUGCCUUUUGUUGAUGAAAGGCGUCUUCUGGAGACAGUUGCACUAGUGGAGAAAUCACUGACGACCGAAGAAAUUCGAAGAAACAGUGUGCUAUUUGACAUGCUCUUUGUGGUUGCAUCUCAUCCUCUUGCUGAACUCAUCCGUUCUCUUAAUAGCCAUACCAAAAACUUGAGCAGUGAAGAACGAGCAACUAUCAAGGAGAAAAUUGACCCUGGACUAAGUGAUGGGAUGAAUGGUUACAUAGCUUCAUGUGGUGGAGAUAGUCAGCCUCUAUGUUUCAGCUCCCCUGUUGAGGGCAUGGAAGAUGUUUUAGCCAAUCAAGUCAUUUGUGCCAUAUAUAAACUUCCAGAAGAUAUCAGAGGCAGUGAGAUCACUCAUCAAAUUCCAAGUUUGGUAAUCCCUAAAAAGACUAUAAAUCUAGUGGAUUUGAAAGGUGAAGGUCUUCUAUGGCAUGAAGAUGGUGACAAAAGACGAGCUCCUGCAAGGAUUAUAAAAACCAAGAGGUAUAAUCCAGAAGGAUCUAUUUCCGGGGAUAGGCUUGGGAAGGCAGCACACAGACUUGUGUUGCAAACAGUAAAUGCCCAGCCUGAUAAUGCGCACAUUAAUACGGAACCAGCAUUGUGUCCAAAUACUGUUUUCCAGAACCAAAGAGCGUCGGAAAAAAUCCCAGCCUUUGAAGAAAAUAAGAUCCAAUGGGUAAGCCCUCAGAGUCAAAUCACUCCAAAGAAGAUGAAAAGCCCUCAGAGUCAAAACACUUGGAAGAAAAAGAGAAGCUCUAAGAGGCUAGAAGAUUUGAAGAAGAAAAACCCUCUGAGUGUAAUCCCUCUGAAGAUGAAGAAAAGUAAAACCCCUCGGGGGAAGAAGAAGGAAAACCAAAUCCCUCAAACUAAACCCACUAAGAAGCAGAGGCGGGCAAUACACCUACGCAUGGUGGAAGAGGCGAGAAAGAGAAAAGAGCAGAAAAAAAUAAAGAUAGCCAAAAAGGCGCAAAUCGUUCCCAAAACGCUUGAGCUUCGAUCCAGAACGCUUCCUCGAUCAUCUUCAACAAGAUGAUAAAAUAUGAUCUUGAAAACAAAGGAAGGAGCUAUUCGGAUAAUGCCUUUAUGUGAUAAGUUAAUUUGUUACAAUUAGUUAAUUUGUUACACCCAAACAGUUUUGAUACUCAUUUGUAUUUCAGACAAAUGUGAUUUAGCCAUCAUUACAUAUGUAUCUUUUGUUCCAGAGGCUACCUAAAGAAGCCAAAGCAGGCAUCCACUAUACUUGUGUAAGUUAAAUCAUUUAAAUUCCCUGGUUUGAGUUUGUUAUAGGUCAACUAGGUAUCUUGUUUGAAGAACAA